Messenger RNA from Mycena citricolor, 325 nucleotides. Lineage: Eukaryota; Fungi; Basidiomycota; Agaricomycetes; Agaricales; Mycenaceae. The record is from the annotation of a GenBank genome assembly.
GCGGGGCUCUGCUAGUACCUUGGCAGUUCCUUUUCACGGGCAUGUGAUCGCAUUGGGAUUUGAUCAUGAACUCCCAACAAGACGCAGGUCCUGCAGCAGGCACCCGUUACGGUACUUCGUUCUCGCAACCGCCAAAGGAGAUCAUGGAAUACAGCUGCGCGGGGCAGCCGGCCAGAUCAAAGCCCGGGAACCUAUAUGGUGUCGCGAAUGUGGGCAUCGUAUCAUGUAUAAGAAAAGGACGAAACGCAUGGUACAAUUUGAAGCACGGUGAUCACCCCUCACGAAGGCUGCGAGUAGCGCCCAUCUCGAGUAAUCUGUAUCAGAG